UGUACUCACACCUGUCAGUUUUUUGUUUGUUUGCCAAAAGUUUGCAAAAAAGUCCUCGCGCGUUCAAGCAUUCAUUGUAUAUUUUACCGAUUGUGAUGUUUAAUGUUAUUAGCAUAUUAUAAACAUGAUUUGAACAUCCCAUACAUAAACACCGAGCUACAGUAAACAAAUAAAAGAAGAUGAAAAUUCUGCAACCAAACUGGGUUCAUCAUGAUGAAAAAUCGAUUUUUUCCAUCGACAUUCACCCGAGUGGGGAAAAGUUCUCCACCGGGGGGCAGGGAAACGACUCGGGUCGAGUCGUCAUCUGGAACAUGGCGCCCGUGGUGGACGAGGAAGCCGAGAAAGAUCCCACUGUGCCGAAGAUCCUGUGCCAAAUGGACAACCAUUUGGCCUGCGUAAACUGCGUCCGAUGGAGUGGCAGUGGUACGAUGUUGGCUUCCUGUGCCGACGAUAAACUGAUUAUGAUUUGGAAAAAAACCGCCGGUGGCGGUAUCGCAUUCGGCUCGGCGAAAACGGCCGAACACUGGCGCUGCAUUUCGACGCUGCGUGGCCAUGCAGGCGAUGUGCUUGAUCUAGCCUGGUCACCGCAGGAUCAGUUUAUAGCCAGCUGUAGCGUGGACAACACGGUUAUCAUUUGGGAUGCGAAAGAAUUUCCCAGUAUUAUUCAGGUGAUGAAAGGACACACCGGAUUGGUCAAGGGAGUAACAUGGGAUCCCGUUGGGAAGUUCCUCGCGUCCCAGAGUGAUGAUAAAACGCUGAAGAUUUGGAAAACGUCAAACUUUUCGCUGUUCAAAACCAUUACUGAUCCUUUUGAAGAGUGUGGUGGUACGACGCAUAUUUUACGUCUGUCGUGGUCCCCGGAUGGUCAGUAUUUGGUGUCCGCACACGCUAUGAACGGAGGUGGUCCUACUGCACAGAUUAUUGAACGGGACGGAUGGAAGUGCGAUAAGGACUUUGUUGGUCAUCGCAAAGCAGUCACCUGCGUGAGGUUUCACAAUGCUAUUCUGAAGAGGAUGGCUCCGAAGGGGAACAAACCUCAGCAAUACUGCUGCCUAGCGGUUGGAGCUAGGGAUAAAAGUUUGUCUGUGUGGUUGACUGCUUUGCAGCGGCCGCUAGUAGUGGUGUACGACCUCUUCCAAGAUUCUAUUUUGGAUGUCAGCUGGAGUCACAAUGGAUACAUUCUGAUGGCUUGCAGUAGCGAUGGUCGUGUGGCGUGUCUUCAGUUUAAUGAAGAAGAGCUUGGAAAGCCUCUUCCGGAAGAAGAGAAAAAUAGCCUCUACCAGCGGAUGUACGGAAAAGAUAUCACGCUAGAUCUCUACACACAGUCCAACAAAGAUAUGAUUAUCGAAUAUCCGGAUGUGCUUGAUGCGACGCAAACAAAGUUGACUGCUCCAACAUUGAUUCCUCAAGCAGCAGCAGGACAGGUUCAAGUAGAAAAGUCUACCGAUAAAGAUAAGACUACCACAGUGUCGCAGACAUCGGUCAAAUCUGCUCCAAGUCAGGAAGCUCAGCGACCCAUUGCGAAACAAAUCGAGACGAAAACCGUCGACGGAAAGCGAAGAAUUACUCCCGUCUUUAUUCCCUUGACGGACGAUGUGGAAAUGCCAGCUUCCGGCAGUGGACAGUUUUCUAGCAGCAGCGCUAGCAGAAGUAGCAUUAUCACGGUUGAGAAGAAAACAGAUUUAUCUACAGGCGACGAUAAAGCUACUGCGUCGACCUCCAGCUCCGUAGACAAUCUUGUGGAGCAAACCGUUAAGCUGGACAUUCGAUUGAAAAAACGCACCCCGCCGCCGAAUCGAACUGACCGUUUGGAACAUCUCCCGAAACUUCCCGGGCCAGAGCAAGGCUCUGAACCGAGCACGAGCGCUAGUCCACAAACCCCCGUCGUAUCGGGCAAAGUCACCGUACUGACGGGAAAGGUUACGAGAGCCCUCGGUGACUAUCGAGUACAGGUUUGGAAUAAUGCCGUCAAAACAGGAUAUGGGGCGCUCUGCCGUGUCGCGGGUCAUUUACUAUCCAUUCCACGCGAUGACAAAAAGAUUUGGGAAUCGGUUAUCGGUUCCCCGGUGGUUAGCCUGUCUCUAUCCAAAAAGUAUGUCGUAUUCUGCAGCUUGGAUGGAAGCAUUCGCUAUCUGGAUAUACGAACCGGAUCGCCGGUUCUACCGGUGAUGAGCUUAACUAGUCCGGUGGUGCAGUGUACUUUUAGUGCCAAUUGCAAAUUGGCUGGCGUACUGACGGAAAAUUGUACGCUCCGAGUGUGGGACAUGGAUGAACAGAGCAUCUUUCUGAAUGGUAGCUGUCGGGAUAUUAUGGGCACGAGUUAUGCGUCGAUUUUCCAUUUGUCCGAUAACGGUAUUCCGUUUAUAGUGCUAGCCAAUGGGUCAUCGUUUUCUUAUAGUAAAAAGCUGGAAAGCUGGGUCGUCACAAACGGUGCGGACCCGGUGAUGCGGCACGGUUUGUUCUGCAGCAAACCCGGUCCGAUGGUGCGAAACAUUAAAUCGUUUCCUCUUACCACAAUUCAAUCGUUCGGUAACUUCCCUCCAACAAAUAUCAUGAAUUUUCUCAAGUGUACUGAUAACAGUUGGGAAAUACCCGCAUCACUGGCAUUUGUUGAGAAUCAGAUAAAAAUAGCGGAAAUGAUUAAUUCGCCAACGGAGCUCAAACACUGGUACCUAAUGCUCGGCUUUCAGCUAGCGCAGCACGGAACCGAAGACAAGGUACGUCAAGUGUUAGACCGAUUGCUUGGGACCACAUUUCAGCUACCCACUACCGGUCCCGAGGCAACUAUACUCGGUAUCCCGAAAACCACCUUGCUGGAGGAGAUUCUCAACCAACUCAAAACGCAACCUCAGUGGCAACGAAUCUAUAUGGAGUAUACCGAGCAGCUGAAAUUACGGCUUAACGCUGACGAUGACGAACCCAAGGAAAGUCCUACCGUAAGUUAGUAACCCGUCUGUUGUACCUAUAAUAUGUGAGUGAAGAUCCUGGAGAUUUGUUUUACGGGCGCUUCGAGACCGCCUCGUUGUAAUUUUGAAUGAAGGAGGUAAAAUGUUGUGGUCAAA
Molecule: messenger RNA, 3062 nt
Organism: Wyeomyia smithii (pitcher-plant mosquito)
Lineage: Eukaryota; Metazoa; Arthropoda; Insecta; Diptera; Culicidae
Gene: Hira
Product: protein HIRA homolog
Exons: 6
Coding region: 180-2945 (921 amino acids)
Biological process (GO): chromatin remodeling; regulation of DNA-templated transcription; DNA-templated transcription
Cellular component (GO): nucleus; HIR complex
Molecular function (GO): protein binding; nucleosome binding
Source: RefSeq, a predicted model, not a curated record